AUGUCCGACGAAGCCAAAAGGUUCAUCAGCGAGGUCUGGGGACUGCAGGGUACGGCGUACCUUGUGGUCGGACUGCGAUACUACAACCGGGCCUCCACGCUGGGAUGGCGACAAUUUGCUUGGGACGAUGCCCUAAUGGCCAUAGCAAUUCUUGUUUACACGGCCGAGUCGGUUGCAGCAUACUAUGUCGUAGCAUACUGGAAAGGAUUAGCCAACAAUGGUCUGACGGAUGAACAACGGGCUGCUGUUGUCCCCGGGUCAGAAGAGUGGCUGUUGCGAGUCAACGGAUCGAAGACGCAUGUCAUCGGCCUCCUCCUCUACACAACACUGUUGUGGCUAUUGAAGGGUUGCUGGGUUUCGUACUAUGCGCGCUUAACAGAGGGUGUUAGACAUAUGGAUCGUCUCAUCUUCUGGGCUAUGAUCAUUAUGCCAGCUACCUACAUUUCUUGUCUCCUGGUUGCUUUCUUCAAAUGCAUUCCUUUCGACCACCAAUGGCAAAUCUAUCCCUCUCCAGGAAACCAUUGCAUGCCUGCGGUCUCUUUCAUUCAGACGAUAUUUGUCAUGGCUAUGAACACCAUUACGGACUUCUAUCUGAUGGCCAUCCCACUCCCUAUGGUUUGGAAGUCACGUCUUCCAUGGCGGAAGAAGGUUACUCUUAUGGUCAUGUUUAGCGGAGGAUUCCUCGAGAUGACUUUCGGUAUUUUGCGUUGCGUGUCUAUCCUAACAGUUGGUGACACUGACCCAGCACAAUCCGGAUACUGGUCCGUCCGAGAAUCCUUCGUUUCAGUAGUGCUUACGAACAUGCCCAUGGUCUACCCCCUAUUCAAAACAUACAUUGACAAAAGCAUCGCAAGCACCAACAAAAAUAGCAACCUGGGAGAUAGCAACGGCUACCGUCUUGGAAGCUACCCAGGCAAAAAGGGGCCCAAGAGCGGAAGCCAUCCACUAUCAAUCCCAAACGAGACCGCCUGGGGUUCAGAUGAACAUAUCGUCUCCGACAAGGCCGUAAAGUCAAUUGGCGAGGAAGAAGCUUCCAUCGGCUCUUCAGACAAACAGAACCACAACCCUUCUUUGUUGACAAAUACAAAUACUGCUCAAAUAGAGUCGGAGACCAAUCACAUCAAGCGUAAUUCGACGACGACAAAAAGACAUGACGUCGGACAUAACCACAUUACCGUCACCAAGGAGUACACAAUCUCGAGUGUUAUCCCCAACGAUGGAAAAUGA
This is a messenger RNA of Colletotrichum graminicola M1.001, 1227 nucleotides long. RefSeq lists its product as uncharacterized. NCBI's taxonomy places the organism in Eukaryota, Fungi, Ascomycota, Sordariomycetes, Glomerellales, Glomerellaceae. Bases 1 to 1227 code for a protein of 408 amino acids. The record is from RefSeq and is a predicted model, not a curated record. The transcript is spliced from 6 exons.